Sphaerulina musiva SO2202 is the source of this 1070-nucleotide messenger RNA. RefSeq names its product HAD-like protein. The coding region runs from base 1 to 912 and encodes 303 amino acids. The record is from RefSeq and is a predicted model, not a curated record. Lineage: Eukaryota; Fungi; Ascomycota; Dothideomycetes; Mycosphaerellales; Mycosphaerellaceae. The transcript has 3 exons.
AUGCCUCCUCCUCUUGCUUCCCGCAAUCUCCUCAUCUGCUUCGAUGCCUUCGGCACACUCUUCACGCCGAAACUCCCCAUUGCGAAACAAUAUGGAAAUGUCGCGAGAAGUUUUGGUUUGACGGGGUCUUUUACGGAUGAGGAUGUUGGGAGGGCUUUUAAAGUUGCUUUUAAGAAUGAGACGAAGCGGAAUCCGAAUUAUGGGAAGAUGAAUGGAUUGGAUCCGGAGAUGUGGUGGAGUAGGAUUAUAACAAAUACUUUCAAGCCUCUCAUUCCUGAAGAUCAGAGUGUACCACAAGCCAUGGUGACCAAACUCCUUCACCGCUUCUGGUGCGAUGAGGGCUAUACUCUCUUUCCCGAUGUUCCUCCACUGAUUAGGAAGCUACGCGAAGCGCACCACGCAAGAGAAGAAGAUAGAUGUACGCGAGUGAUGAUAGGCGUCAUCACCAAUUCGGAUAAUCGAGUGCCAGAUGUCUUGUCGUCUUUGGGGUUGACAGUGAGUUCACUGCGAUAUGGCAACCAUAAUGCGUUCGCUGCUGCCUCGAAAGAUCAUCAGGAGUAUGAUGUUGAUUUCUCGGUCAUGUCAUAUGAUGUUGGACACGAGAAGCCUGAUCAGCGUAUCUUUCAAGCUGCGGAGGAGGUACUGAGUGUUGCAUUGGAUGAUGGAAAACACGACGCGGGUGAAUGGCGAAAAGUGUAUGUUGGUGAUGAGUUUGACAAAGAUGUCGUCGGUGCUCUGAGUGCAGGCUGGAAAGCAGUCUUGAUCGAUCGCGAAACUACUGGCCCGCGGGAUGACCUGAAGUGGCUAGAUGAUGAGCCAGUCGGAAGUCUAUACGAGGUGUUCGAUAGUGCGAAGGCCGUGGGGUUCAGCAGUCUGGACAAGCUAGGCCAGUGGUUGCCAACGAGGUCUUGAGCUCCGACACUACGAUGAGAUUCGCAAAUGACCAACAUGAUGAACAUCGAAGUCAUAAGCAGGAAGGAACUUGAUUGCUGAGCGAAGCGGACAAAGCUGCUCAUGUAGCCGUCAUACAACGCAAUGCCAGGAUAUCGGCGAGCUUAAGCUGGUUCUUC